Messenger RNA from Episyrphus balteatus (marmalade hoverfly), 783 nucleotides. RefSeq names its product putative nuclease HARBI1. NCBI's taxonomy places the organism in Eukaryota, Metazoa, Arthropoda, Insecta, Diptera, Syrphidae. The coding region runs from base 1 to 783 and encodes 260 amino acids. The record is from RefSeq and is a predicted model, not a curated record. The transcript has a single exon.
AUGGGAUCACGAAAGUCAUCAGCAUGGCUGUCUGUAAACCGCGUUGCUGGCUUUGUAAUUUCGAUUGGAAGCGAGUACGUCCAGUGGCCACAAGGUCCUUUUGCAGACGAAGUAGAGCGGAAAUUUGAAAGCAAAAAAAAGAUACCAGGUAUAAUUGGUGCGAUUGACUGCACCCAUAUUGCAAUAAAAGCACCUACUGUCAAUAAGCAUUGCUAUUUUGAUAGAAAGCAAAACUAUAGCCUAGUUAUUCAAGCAGUUGUGGAUGCUGAGAAAAAGUUCAUAGACAUAACUGUUGGUGAACCAGGUUCCCUUCACGACAGCAGGGUUUUACGGAGAUCUGAAUUGUACUCAAGGGCAGAAACAGAUUAUAUUGAACUGUUUCCUAACAGUUACUUUAUUUUGGGUGAUUCGGCGUACCCUUCAAAAAGUUGGCUAGUACCACCAUUUAAAGAUACUGGAAAUCUUACCGAUGCUCAAAGGCGAUUCAACUAUAUCCAUUCGUCAACGAGGAUUGUCGUAGAAAAUACAUUUGGACUACUUAAGGGACGAUUCCGAAGACUUAAGUUCACAGAACAAACGGAUUUGAGAGUGGUUACAAAAAUAAUAAUGAGUGCAUGUAUUAUGCACAAUAUAUGUCUAUCGCAUGAUGACUUAUAUGAUGAAAAUGAAGAAACUCCAGAUGAAAUUGUAGUUAUUCCUUAUAACAAUGAUGAUCCAGCAGAUCCUUCAAUCAACAGGCGUGAGAUAUUGUUUAGAUACUUGCAAGAACAGAAUAUUAUUUAA